Messenger RNA from Magnolia sinica, 2005 nucleotides. Its product is annotated as laccase-17-like. Gene Ontology annotation, molecular function: hydroquinone:oxygen oxidoreductase activity; copper ion binding. NCBI's taxonomy places the organism in Eukaryota, Viridiplantae, Streptophyta, Magnoliopsida, Magnoliales, Magnoliaceae. Gene Ontology annotation, cellular component: apoplast. The record is from RefSeq and is a predicted model, not a curated record. The coding region runs from base 61 to 1773 and encodes 570 amino acids. The transcript has 6 exons. Gene Ontology annotation, biological process: lignin catabolic process.
UGUGGCCACAACACACUAUCAUCCAGCAUCCGGCAAUCACCGAUUACGGUCAACCGAGAGAUGGGUGCUUUGCUAUUCGCUUUGAACGCCUUAUUACUCUUUUCCGAGCUUGCGUUCGCCACCCAUACGGGUGGGACAUGGCACUACAAGUUCGACGUGAAGUUGAAGAGCGUGAAGCGACUGUGCAAUAGGAAGAACAUGGUGACGGUGAAUGGACGGUUUCCGGGGCCUAAGAUCAUGGCCAGGGAAGGUGAUCGGGUCGUUGUUGAGGUGGCCAAUAAUGUACAGAACAAUGUCACCAUCCAUUGGCACGGGAUCCGACAGAUACAGACCGGAUGGGCAGAUGGACCCGCCUACAUAACCCAGUGCCCCAUCCAAACGGGCCAAAGGUACGUCUACAAUUUCACGAUCACCGGCCAAAGGGGGACGCUUUUCUGGCACGCGCACGUCUCAUGGAUGCGGGCCACCCUCUACGGACCGUUAAUCGUCCUUCCCAUGCAGAAUGCCAGUUACCCGUUCGGGCAACCCGACGAGGAAGUCCCGAUUACCUUCGGAGAAUGGUGGAAUGUAAACACUGAGGCUGUGAUCAACCAGUCUCUGCAGACCGGUGCUGGACCCAACGUCUCCGAUGCAUACACGAUUAAUGGAAAGCCUGGUCCAUUGUACAACUGCUCUGCGAAAGAUACAUUCAAACUGAAAGUUAAACCCGGGAAAACGUAUCUCCUCCGUCUGAUCAACGCUGCCCUCAAUGACGAGCUCUUCUUCAGCAUCGCCAACCACACGAUCACCGUCGUAGAAGUCGAUGCCAUCUACAUUAAACCCUUCAACACGAAAACAAUCCUCAUCGCACCAGGCCAAACCACCAACGUCCUCCUCAAGACCAAGCCACAUUACCCAAAUGCAGCAUUCUUCAUGUCAGCCCGACCCUAUUUGACAGGCCUCGGCACCUUCGACAACACCACAACCGCCGGAUUACUCGAAUACGAAAAACCCAAUUCAUCUUUUCCAUCAACAAACCUCCCAAUCUUUAAACCAUCCCUUCCAGCACUCAACGACACUCCCUACGCCGCCAACUACAGCCAGAGACUACGUAGCCUUGCCAAUUCGCAAUUCCCAGCCAACGUUCCUCUAACGGUCGACAAGCGCUUCUUCUUCACCAUCGGUCUCGGUGCGGAUCCAUGCCCAAAGAAUCAAACCUGCCAAGGACCCAACGGUACGAAAUUCUCCGCCUCCAUCAAUAACAUCUCGUUCGUUCUACCGACCACAGCCCUCCUCCAGGCCCACUUCUUCGGGCAAUCCAACGGCGUCUACAAUACCAGCUUCCCAAAUAACCCUCCGUUCCCGUUUAAUUACACGGGUACCCCUCCGAAUAACACUUUCGUGAGCCAUGGUACUAAGGUGAGGGUUCUUCCUUUCAAUACGACCGUUGAGGUGGUGCUGCAGGAUACAAGCAUUCUUGGAGUGGAGAGCCACCCUCUCCAUCUCCAUGGUUUCAAUUUCUUCGUUGUCGGGCAAGGAUUCGGGAAUUUUGAUCGGAACAAGGAUCCGGCUAAGUUCAAUCUCGUGGACCCGAUUGAGAGAAAUACCGUCGGAGUACCGUCCGGUGGGUGGGCUGUCAUUCGAUUCCGAGCGGAUAAUCCAGGUGUAUGGUUCAUGCACUGCCAUUUCGACGUCCACCUCAGCUGGGGCUUGAAGAUGGCGUGGGUCGUCUUGGAUGGGAAGCUACCCAAUCAGAAGCUGCUACCUCCACCGUCCGAUCUUCCCAAAUGCUGACUUUUGACCGUCGGAUUCUGAUUCUAUUCUAUUAGUUUUUCCAUGCCGUUGCUGUUCCUGAAAUUUAUACUUUUCGUGUUAGUGGGGUGUGGGUUACUGAUGUAUUAUAUUUAUGCCACGUGUCUACAUGUCUGAGUGUACACGUGUCAGCAUCUGAGCAUUGCCGAAGAGAGCGUAACUCCGGUUUUCCGCCUUGCGAUAAUAAAAGAGAGUUUUUGAAUUAGACCCGACU